CCAGUGCGCCGGGGAUCGCGCGGAUGGCGGCGCUGGCGGCCCUGGCCAAGAAGGUGUGGAGCGCGCGGCGGCUGCUGGUGCUGCUGCUCACGCCGCUGGCGCUGCUGCCGGUGGUCUUCGCCCUGCCGCCCAAGGUCUGCUCUCCCCGCAGGAGGGCCGCUGCCUGCUGGUGAUCCUGCUCAUGGCCGUGUACUGGUGCACCGAGGCCCUGCCCCUGUCCGUGACAGCGCUGCUGCCCAUCGUCCUCUUCCCCUUCCUGGGCAUCCUGCCCUCCAGCACCGUCUGCGCCCAGUACUUCCUGGACACCAACUUCCUCUUCCUCAGCGGUCUGAUCAUGGCCAGCGCCAUCGAGGAGUGGAACCUGCACCGCAGAAUCGCCCUCCAGGUCCUGACGCUCGUGGGAGUCGAGCCCGCCAGGCUCAUUCUGGGGAUGAUGGUGACCACCUCGUUCCUGUCCAUGUGGCUGAGCAACACCGCCUCCACCGCCAUGAUGCUGCCCAUUGCCAACGCCAUCCUGAAGAGUCUCUUCGACCAGGAGGCUCAGAAGGACCUCAGCUGGGAAGGUGAUGAGAACACAGCUGCGCUGCGGAGGAACGGCCUGCACACUGUGCCCACCGAGAUGCGCUUCCUGGCCAGCACGGAGGACAGAGGCCACCCUGAAGAGGUGGAGGCACCCCUGGAUCUGCCGGCUGACUCCAAGAAGGAGGAGGAGUAUCGCAGGAACAUCUGGAAGGGCUUCCUCAUCUCCAUCCCCUACUCAGCCAGCAUCGGGGGCACGGCCACCCUCACGGGCACAGCCCCCAACCUCAUCCUGCUGGGCCAGCUCAAGAGCUUCUUUCCACAGUGCGACGUGGUGAAUUUUGGUUCCUGGUUCAUUUUCGCCUUGCCGCUCAUGCUGCUGUUCCUGUUGGUGGGCUGGCUCUGGAUCUCCUUCCUGUACGGGGGACUGAGUCUGAGGGGCUGGAGGAAGAAGAAGUCGGAGCUAAGAGCCGAUGCAGAGGAUAAGGCUCGAGCAGUGAUCCGGGAGGAAUUCCAGAACCUGGGUCCCAUCAAGUUUGCCGAGCAGGCCGUUUUCGUCCUGUUCUGUGCCUUCGCCAUCCUCCUCUUCUUCCGGGACCCGAAGUUCAUCCCUGGCUGGGCCAGCCUCUUCACCCCCGGGUUUGUUUCUGAUGCUGUCACCGGUGUGGCCAUUGUCAUCAUCUUGUUCUUCUUCCCGUCCCAGAGACCCUCUCUCAAAUGGUGGUUUGACCUCAAAGCUCCCAACACGGACACGGAGCCCUUGCUGACCUGGAAGAAGGCGCAGGACACGGUACCCUGGAACAUCAUCCUCCUGCUGGGCGGGGGCUUCGCCAUGGCCAAAGGCUGUGAGGAGUCGGGGCUGUCGGCGUGGAUCGGAGGGCAGCUGCACCCCCUGGAGAGCGUGCCCCCGGUGCUGGCCGUGCUGCUCAUCACCGUGGUCGUCGCCUUCUUCACUGAGUUCGCCAGCAACACGGCCACCAUCAUCAUCUUCCUGCCCGUCCUGGCCGAGCUGGCCAUUCGCCUGAGAGUGCACCCACUGUACCUGAUGAUCCCGGCCACGGUCGGCUGCUCCUACGCCUUCAUGCUCCCGGUCUCCACGCCCCCCAACUCAAUCGCCUUCGCCUCUGGACACCUGCUGGUCAAAGACAUGGCACGGACAGGCCUCCUGAUGAAUGUGAUGGGCGUCCUGCUGCUCAGCGUGGCCAUGAACACCUGGGCACAGAGCAUCUUCCAGCUGGGCACCUUCCCGGACUGGGCCAACGCCCACUCGGCCAACAUCUCAGAACUGCCACUCAACUUGACCAACAGCACGUUUCGGACCCUCUGAGCCUUCCUGGGGGAUCCCCUGUGGGCUGAGCCCUCCCAGAGGACGGUCACCAUGACUUGCUGCUAGGACCCUACAGGGUGAUCAAGCAAUUCUUCUUUGUAAUCCAGGAUGCAGCAGAGCAAGGGUGACCUCCCGGGUCCACUUGGGCCACAGGUCCUGUGGGCUAUGAUACCUUCCCUUCCCUCAUGCAGUUCAAGGCCCCAUAACUCCCAGGUCUGCUGCCUGAGAACAAGCUCCGGGGUCUGUGAGCUGUUCCGCGGGUGGGACGUAAGAGAGCCCGACUUCAGCCCCACUAAGCAACUCGAGAAUGGUGUUUGUCUUGUACGCUGGGACGAGAGGCCAUCCAGCCCAAGAGCACAGCCAACCGCGUCCCCGCUGGACUGCGGUAGGUGUCUCUGGAGAGACCAUCUCCUCUCUAAGGACUCGUCUGCUGGAGAGGCUUUGAGGCGGCCAAGUCCUAGGUCAGAUGCUGACGCUGUUCCCGACUGGGUGGGUUCUGCUUGGCUGGUGCCCAUUCCGGGCACCUGUUUGGCUAUCACCCCUGGAAAAACCCAACAGGCAGAGGUUGUUUCCAGUCCCUAGAGAUGGGAGGAACUCAUGGCUUCCAGAGGCCAUCGGGACUGUGCACAGCCCCCUGCUGUUUCUCUAGGCUCCGAACUCCCCCAGGGAGUCUGUGAAGCCCCAGCAUCUCCGCCCCGGGGCUCCCGCGCUCUCCUCUUUAACCUGAUUCAGUUUGGCCAUAAUUCUGGGGUCAGGCCAAGCCUGGGCGCUGCCCUCUCACAGAUGAUCCACUGCCCCGCCACCAAGACCCUCCUGCGUGUGGCCCCCACAGGCCUCUGGCUGGGCGUCACCACCCAUUUCUUGUCCCUGAAACUGGCUGUUAUCUCCCCACCCCCACCCAGGUGGUAAGCAUGUUUAUUCAGCAAAGACCACAUUUUGCAGGCAGGAGAGAAAAGUCAAAAGAUAAAUCAGGGCCUUGUAGAUGGCCAGGGUAAAAUGGCUCUGGCCGGCACAGGGGGAAUGGAGACCUCCCUACGCAGGUGGCGGGGCUGGGGAGGUGGAGGGUGGCAGCCUUCCUGGGUCCGGUGGAGGCAGCCUGGGAACAGCAGCAGGCGCUGGAGGAGGGUGGGGUCAGCCAGCACCAGCAGAGGCACCCGUGGGGGGCCGGAACCUCCCACUUCCCCUUCCUGCUCCCUGAGGGCUGAGAGGGCUGCCAGCACCCAGGACAAGCUCCCACACGCUGGAGCGAGUCAGAGGUGUCUCCCGAGAGCAGGGCGGGGGCCCCCUGAGCUGGGGGCUGGGCUCCGCUUCCUUCCCAGGGGAGCAGUCAGUAUUUAGCUGAGUGUCAGCCGCUGGGGCUGGCGGUGGGAGGCUCCUGCAGAGACACCCAUGGACUUGUAACCAGAGGCAUCAUGAUUCAAACACUUCUGAUCAAAAAUGCUACAAAAUAAAGAAU
Messenger RNA from Sciurus carolinensis (gray squirrel), 3302 nucleotides. It is a transcript of the gene Slc13a3, whose product is annotated as solute carrier family 13 member 3. Bases 182 to 1846 code for a protein of 554 amino acids. Gene Ontology annotation, molecular function: citrate transmembrane transporter activity; sodium:dicarboxylate symporter activity; succinate transmembrane transporter activity. The record is from RefSeq and is a predicted model, not a curated record. NCBI's taxonomy places the organism in Eukaryota, Metazoa, Chordata, Mammalia, Rodentia, Sciuridae. The transcript has 13 exons. Gene Ontology annotation, biological process: citrate transport; monoatomic anion transmembrane transport. Gene Ontology annotation, cellular component: membrane.